Messenger RNA from Prionailurus viverrinus (fishing cat), 1848 nucleotides. It is a transcript of the gene PNMA1, whose product is annotated as PNMA family member 1. Lineage: Eukaryota; Metazoa; Chordata; Mammalia; Carnivora; Felidae. Bases 1 to 1062 code for a protein of 353 amino acids. The transcript has a single exon. The record is from RefSeq and is a predicted model, not a curated record.
AUGGCGAUGACACUGUUGGAAGACUGGUGCAGGGGGAUGGAUGUGAACUCCCAGAGAGCCCUGUUGGUCUGGGGAAUCCCAGUGAACUGUGAUGAGGCUGAAAUCGAAGAGACCCUCCAGGCUGCGAUGCCCCAGGUGCCCUAUCGAGUACUUGGGAGAAUGUUUUGGAGGGAAGAGAAUGCAAAAGCAGCCUUGUUAGAGCUCACUGGCGCUGUCGAUUACGCCGCGAUCCCCAGGGAGAUGCCGGGUAAAGGAGGGGUCUGGAAAGUGGUCUUUAAACCCCCGACUUCCGAUGCUGAAUUUUUAGAAAGGCUGCACCUCUUCCUGGCGAGGGAGGGGUGGACCGUGCAAGAUGUUGCCCGCGUCCUUGGGUUUCAGAACCCUGCUCCGGCCCCAGGCCCAGAUAUGCCGGCAGAGAUGCUAAACUAUAUUUUGGAUAAUGUUAUUCAGCCUCUUGUUGAGUCCAUAUGGUACAAGAAGCUGACGCUGUUCUCUGGGAGGGACAUCCCGGGGCCGGGGGAGGAGACCUUUGAUCCCUGGCUGGAACACACUAAUGAGGUCAUAGAGGAGUGGCAGGUGUCUGAUGUAGAAAAGAGGCGGCGGUUGAUGGAGAGUCUUAGAGGCCCUGCCGCUGAUGUCAUCCGCAUCCUCAAGACUAACAACCCUGCAAUAACCACUGCUGAAUGCCUGAAGGCCCUUGAGCAGGUGUUUGGGAGCGUCGAGAGCUCUAGGGAUGCGCAGGUCAGAUUUCUGAACACUUACCAGAACCCGGGAGAAAAGUUAUCUGCAUAUGUCAUUCGACUGGAGCCUCUUCUGCAGAAGGUGGUGGAGAAGGGGGCUAUAGAUAAAGAUAACGUGAACCAGGCCCGCCUGGAGCAGGUUAUUGCCGGGGCCAACCACAGCGGGGCCAUCCGAAGGCAGCUGUGGCUGACGGGGGCUGCGGAAGGGCCUGCCCCUAACCUCUUCCAGUUGCUGGUGCAGAUCCGAGAGGAGGAGGCCAAGGAGGAGGAGGAGGAGGCCGAGGCCGCCCUCCUGCAGUUAGGCCUGGAGGGGCACUUCUGAGGCCCAGGAAACCGGCUCUACUGCAGAUCUAGAUCACAGCUGCUUUCCUUGUCUCCAUGCUAUCUUACAGGUGUCUCUUAGUAAAGACUUAGCCAUGUGCUGGGGGGGAGGGGGUUUGAGAGCAGGGAGGCAGCAGGCCUGGGUAUUCAUGUAACAUUAGUACAAUCGUGCAAAUGAGCACCCUGAGCUACUUACUAUUAAGUGAGUCGUACCUAGCUGCAAUGCCAGGUAAAGACUUGUGCACCAGUGCUCAGUGCAAGCUGUCGUUGUGGCAAUCAUGAGUUGUAAAACAUGUGAAUUUGUGACACUUCCCAUUGAGGUAAUUAAGUGUGAAAUUGCAUGUUCUGAUGUUUAGCGCAGAACCUGGCAAACACAAAAAGUGUGCAGUAAAAAUGAUGAGCCGCUAUUACUAAUAUUGUGAAUAGUUCUGUGUUUACAGUAAAUUGUUCCUAAUUUAUAUUAAUGGAAAGAAAUGUGACUUAAUUAGAUACUACUAGUUAUUCAAUCAUACAAAGCAAAUUUCUUAUUUUUCAUCUUGAAACGUCUGGAUCAGUUUAAUUGACAAGUGUUCUGAGACUAUGGAUUGGGGUGUUAGGAAACAAUUCUAGAACUCUGUACAAGAUACAGAUAUAAACUGCAUGGGAAGGUUAUAAAGAACCAGUUACAGUAUCUAGUUCCCCACUUCAAGUCUCAUUGAAUAGCAGUUCUUGUUCAUGCUGAUUCUAAGUGUUCUAAAUUUCAAGUUAUCAAAAUACAUGUAUAUGAAUAAAAAUAUUUUAAAAAUUC